CUUUCUUCCUUUCCCUGGUGCCCUCUGCUGCAUUCUUCUUUCUUUGACGGCCAGUCCUGGUUUCUGACAAUGUAACCUCAGCUGGAACUUAGCUAUUCAAGUACACUGCACCCAGUUUUGGUUCUUUGCCAGGAUUAAACCCACGAUAUUUUACAAUUUGUAUACGAACCCCGAUGAAGUGUUUCUAGGAGAUGGCUGCCCUGUAACCCAUGUUUUGCCAAAUGUCUACUAUGAGUUUUUCUACCAUCCUCAUGACUGUGGUAUUGUAACUCAACCGCUCAGGGAAGUUCUUCUGCUUAAAACAAAAAUUAAGUAUAUCUCAAGAGACUCUACUGUCCGAUGUGAAAUGCCUCUGUCAUGUGUUGUCCGCAAUCAGCAUCCUCUUUUAAAUGCAGUUGAAACGAGAGAUGGGGAAACUCACAAUGUUAAUGAAUGGGAGAUAGAGGUGAGGAUACACAUUGCGAAUGAAGACACGGCAGUAACUUCUGCAACACAAUCUUGUGUCUAUAACCUGUUCUGAAACCUGGCUCCAGGUCAAACUUAGACGAACGCCACUGUUAAAUGACCUGCAACCUUUGCAAAACGAACUCUCUCUAGGAAUUGGCUGUCCUGUAAACAUGGUCGAGGUGGAUUUCUUUGGGUUCCUGUAUCUUCUAACUUUUUGUGGCAUCAGAGUGAGCGAACAUGGAGUAGGUAUGCUCAUUGAAAGUUUAAUUGUGUAUGAGCCACCGAAUUUUGACUUCAAUUUACACAUCCCAGUAUCAUGCUAUGUGCAAAGAAGGUUUCCAAUAAUCUUAGUGAUGAGAAGGGGACAGAAUGACAACCGUCGUGAAUGCAGAAGGUCAGUGGGACAGCACUGCUCACUAUCACACAAACUUGAAGACCUGGGAAUCCGUCCAAGAGUGCCAAGACUGUCCUAUGUGAACAGUGUUCCCUUGUUGAGCUACCUAAUUGUAUCCCUUCCUAAGUGUAAGAACAAAGCUAUACAUUCUGGAUGAUGAGGCCACCCUAUUUCACGUGGUACUCUGGCCACUUGAGGAUUUCAUUGCCUUUUAGAAG
This is a messenger RNA of Piliocolobus tephrosceles (Ugandan red Colobus), 1059 nucleotides long. RefSeq names its product oocyte secreted protein family member 4A (gene OOSP4A). NCBI's taxonomy places the organism in Eukaryota, Metazoa, Chordata, Mammalia, Primates, Cercopithecidae. The record is from RefSeq and is a predicted model, not a curated record. The coding region runs from base 618 to 998 and encodes 126 amino acids. The transcript is spliced from 8 exons.